GCUGGCCGUGGUUCGAUGAAAAAUUCCUUUUUUUAGUCAAAUAUCGCUUUAAUUGGAUGUAUCCUGUUUCUUAGUUGGCAGAUAAAACCGGCAUGCUUAUCAUAAGCAGGCUGUGAAUGGCUUUUCUGUAUUACCGGGAUUUUCUUUUACUGUUCGGUCGCUGAAUGCAGAGAAUUAUUAUAUUUUCGUGAUACACCGAGAUGAAACCCAAAAGAAAUUCCGCCAACAUUUAUGAUCGAAACAAUUUUUGCUUUUGGACACAAACGAGCAACGCAGUCUGUUGCAUUCGAUUGCUCAUUCCGUGUCAGAAGAGCAAUGAUGAUGAUUGGUCUUGCACCAAUUGGAUCAAUAGAAAUAGACAAAUGGGAAUGCAAGUACGUCGGUAUCUGCCACUAUCGAAGAGCUGGUGCGUGCCAACCCCUUUGUGGCCGUACUAGAGCUGCAUGUUGUAGAGAUAUUUUCAACCUUUUUGGGGACGUUUGUUGUUGGUUCACGGCUCUCGUUGGGGGUCGAUCCGAUCGCCAUUCGCCGUGAGAUGGUAGUUUUAAUGCGUUAACAAGCGAAAGAGGAGCCGAGAUGAUGUAAGUGAGAGAGUCCGGCCAGCCCCACUAUUGGCCAACAUCGUGCGCUUGUAUGACGUUGCGUGCGCGGUUCCACGGUUCGCGGCAAUCUGUGCGGCUGUAGUGUUAGUGAUCGAAUAAGCAAGUGAAAUUUCCUUUGAAGCGAAAGCCUGUGCAUGCUGAUUGUGAUCCAUCAUAAGUGAUCAAGUUGUUUGGUCGUUACCCAUCGAUCGUUAUACGCAAUCGGAAUUUAAGGGCAACGAAACGCGAAAAUGUGUGAGUGAGCAGUGGGUUUCGAAGGGUUGAAUGUGAGUGUUCCGUUUUGCAAGAUCACUCCCGUUUUCUAAUUGUGAUAACCGUAAUCAUCGUAAUAAUGAACGUGCGUCACAUGCAGCCACAACCGACGAAACAUGGUCAAGAUAGAGUGUGGUUGCGUGUUUGUAUGCUCGUCUCUAUGCCCAGCGACACUGCCCGCUGAUUAGCGGAUCGAAAGUCACGUCGUAAAGGCACCACGGCACAGCGCACGGUCCGGCCAAGAGCCACGGCCAGUGGUACGUGGGGUGAGAGUCGCGAUGUUGUGCGUGUGCUAACGACAUUUACUACGAUGCUCGCACUCACACAUAUGAACUCGCAGAAAAAAAAUGUAUUAUAGAAGGCCAAGCAUCAUCGAACAGCUGAACGGGAAUCCCCGCUGCUCGACUGCAAACCGAUCCUUCAAGAGAAGCGAUUAGCGAUGGAAUAGUGAGCAGAGACGAUGUGAAAAGUGAAAUAGAGCAAUGCAGUAGUGGUAGCAGAGAAGCUGCUUGCAGCAGUGAUUGAAAUAGCAUUGUGAUUUAUCAAACAGUUUAUUUAGAAUCGCCUAACGGUCAACAUUAUUAGGCUCCCUAAAGAGGGAGUUUUCGAUCGAUCCAUUGGUGUUACACUAGUGCUGCGAGCUCGACGUCGCGUAGUGAAAAGUGGAAAUAUAGAAUAGUGAGCAAUAGAUCAGUUCGAUGAAGGAAGUGCAUCGUAGUGCACUGAGCGUAAUUUGUGAUUUCGGUUCCAAGCAUAAGCAGUGUCGUGCGUGAUCCUAAGUAGUCGCACAAGCCGGGGUGAUAUGGUUUGGGCUUAGGGAAGUUAAAAAACAAAGCUAAACCGCGAGGCUCUUGGUGUUGUAUUUACGCGCGCGCGCACGUGUGUGUGUGUGUGUGUGUGUAGGUGUGUCUGGUGCAUGCGUACCGAUGUUGUAGUCAUUAAAAAUAUUGCCGCCUUUUGGGUACGGUAUCGCAGAUACCCUUCCGCGCUUUCUCCACACAAAGCAAGCCAAAAGAGCAAUAGAAGAGCAAAUCGGUGCAAACCGUAGUGUAUGCUGCUCAAGAGUGGUGUGACCCAAGAGUUUUCCAGUCUGUGGUGUCUGUGGUGCAUGUGUACGCACGCCAAGCAUAGGGUUUUGAGGUGAAUCGCAAAGCUGCUUGCGCCCUACUAGUGUAGUCCGUGCGUUUUGGCUUGAGAGAAGCUGAAAACAGAAUUCAUCAGCAGAGCACCAUUCUACCGAGGCAGCAACAGCAAUAUGAUCAGCAUCAUUCGCGUCAGCAUCAUCGAUGCCGGCGAACAAGGACCUGCUAAACAAGGCAGAGCUUAGAGUGUGUGGGCCGGAGCAACUCCGAGCAAUGAGAAGCAGUAACAGCAACAGCAGCAACAACAACAGCAAAAGCAAUCCUUACGCGCCAACCGGAAGCGGAACAGGAGCACCGCCGGCAGCAUUAUUAUUUUCUUCGUCCUCCUACUCCACCGCACCGUCAUUGACAUCAUCCUCAUCUAGCGGACGACACUCUUAUUCGUUGCAUACAACGGCACUGCCCGCGCCCGCGUCGUCGUUUGGGACGACCGGCGGAGUCGGCGAGUUGGACAUGAAAAAAUCGCAAAAACCAAGGCACGAUGAGCAUGAUAGGAUGGAGCGUCGCGAACGGGAUAAACAGGCCCGUGCUCAGCUGCAGGCUGAACGGGAACCGGAACCUACUGGCCCAUUAUUUACAGCACCGUUCAAAUUGCCAAGUACAUCGGACACGGAUAUGCACAUCGCCCAGCGGCUUGGCAAUUAUGAGGCGGUCAAGAAGUGCUUUAUGGAGGCGUCGACGUCGUAUCAUGUGAUCGGUAUCGCGACCAGUCCGGCCCCGACAACGCCUCGGGCCGGCAGCAGCGGCAACAGUGGCGUUCUGUCGAAUUCAUCGUCGUCCACCGGCAGUCACCAUCGGUCGCUUCCACCAAAAACCAAUAGCAAUAGUAAUACCAUUAGCAAUAGUAACGUCAACUUCGUCAAGCCAGCCGACAAUCGCCCCCUCUAUAAUGGUGGUCGAAUGUCCUCUUCUUCUUCGGCGGCGCCAACAGCCGGCGGAUCGACGGGUCGUACUGGAGCCCCAAACCAUUAUUCGUCCUCAUCGUCGUUGUCAUCAUCGGGUACGGUAGUCGGUGGUUCCUUCAACAAGCAUGAGAUGCAUGGAGUUCCGUCGAAGGGACCGUCAUCUACGUCAAUACCAACAGCGCUGAUGAAUGGCCGUUCAUCAUCAUCUGGUUCUAUGAUGGGACCCGGUGUUAGUAGUGGAACUGGAAGUGGUCUUAGUGGAGGGAUCCCCGGACUUUCCUCUACCGCUGGUGGUGAUAAGUUACCCUCGCAAUUGCCCAAUGGACGACUGCCCCAGGUUGCAAACGCAAAAGUGCCUAGAGUACAGGGCAACAAUGUGGACAAAAUCCUGAACGAGAUGAAGUCCAGCCUGAUGACGCCACUGACGGAGAUCGGUGCCACGCCGCGUAAGGAGCUGGAAUCUAAGUUUAGCUUCAGUAACCCGAACCCGAAGUCUUUCGUGUAUGCUAUGACACCACUACUAGCACCCAUGACACCCCUGUCAGCCGGUGGUGGUAGUAACGGUAUCGGCAGUGGAAACGGAUCCGGUAGUACUUCAAGACCAAUCGGUUCCUUAGCGCUUUCUAGUAUGGAAAUGCAUCCUCCCCUUGUGUCUGGCAUUGAGGAUGACAAUCAGAACGGAUCAGAGCGCAACUCUAGUGAAUCCUCUUCAAAUGAGAGUGUAGAUGAAUCGUCUAGCGAAGACUCAAACGUGGGUAAUAAGCUAGCAUCGAAUGGUGGUGGUGCUGCUACUACCCUUGGAGAUGGUAAUUUAACCAGUGCCAGUGGUGGUGGCAAUGGAGGAAGUGCCGGCGCUGCUGGAUGUGUAAACGGCGGUCAAGUCGGGGAUGGUGGAACCCUGGGUAGCCCGAUCAGGCGUAAGGAUUGGUCGCUCCUUAACUUUAUGCAACCCACCAUCCAACAAGUGCCAAGCGAAAGUACCCAUCACCACCAUACUCAUCAUCAUGAAGAGAAUUCGGUAUCGUCGCCAAUUCGAACGCUGAAGAUGGGCAGUGGUGAUACUUUGGGAGUAGCACUGUCUCCUCCUUCCCUAGUAGGAAACGUUGCACCCAUCAAAAAUGAACCGCUUGCCCCGCUAGACGAUGACCAUCUGUCGACUGCUAGCAGCAACAGUGAACCUCCUGUUAGUGCGAUUGCUAGCGGGCCAGGAGCAACUGCGUCGUCCUCUUCCUAUGUUAAACAGGAACCGUAUCCUAGCGAAAACAGUGCCUCAUCGCCUCCGGCUUCGAUGGGUGUAGGGGUUAAGAGUGAGCGGAAGGACGAUGCUCUCGAUCGGUUAUCAUUAUCGAGUCCGAUUAAGAGUCCCGUCGAACAUCAUCAUGGUGGCUACAACAAUCAUCAACAACAGCAGCAGCAACAUCUUUUCGGCAGUGAAAAUCUCGAGCCGGACGUGGAUGUGAUAAGUGCCCUACAGGAAGCCAAAGAGUUUAGCCUCAUCAAGCCGAUAUCGAGUAUGUCCGGUAGUGACUCCGACGAUGCGCUCGAUGCGCCGUCCUCGGCAUGCGGCGCGGACGUGGAUCAAUCAUCGGCAACACACACUCGACUGUUACCAGCCGCCCAGCAGCAUGAUGCAGUCGGUAGUAACGGCGUAGAAACAAGUGCUGCGGCAGCAAAAAAGAAAAAGCGAAAGCGAAAGCUUGCUGGAGCAAAUGAUCGAGAACAGCGCGAUGCAUCGACGAGCAGUAGCGAGGAUGAACGAUACAACGCUAUCUCACAUCGAAGCCGCUCACAAUCGUUCGAGAAGGAUAAAUCUUUGCUGAAAGGGCGAGGUCGGCAACGGAAUGCAAGCAAUACUCAUGGUGGGGGUACGACAACGAGUGCGGCUUCCAGCGCCAGGUACUCCGAUGCGGACUCUGUGGCCAGUGGUAGUGGCCGGCGAUCGAGCAAAACACCUUCACACGGAUCAACUCCCACGAAAAAGUUAGGCCUGGGUGUAUUGAGUGCCAGCGCGGCAUACGUGGAUCCUGGAAGCAUUAUGAGUCCACCACUCAGCAUACCUUCAGUAGAUGGCAUUCCGCCCACAGCGAAAACCUCUACCUCCCGUAAGUCACGUACACUGAUCUCACGAACUAGUACCUCGUCGUCGGAGGAAGCUUCUUCUGGUGGAUCGUCUGGAUCUUCGGUGGAAUCAGACUUUGGUCACGAGAGUCCGUCAGAGCAGAUCGAAGCAGAACCUCCCGUGAUACCAGCAGUGGUAGUGUGCAAAGCGAAAAAGGUGAAAUCGAAGAAAAAAUAUGAUAAGGAUGCUAGCGUCAUGUCAUCGGCUGCUGUCGUUCUAUCCGCGAAAACCUCUUCCGUUGAGCAGUUGACGAAGAACGGAUCAACGGAAGGAGGAAGAAGUAGUCGUGGUAGCAGCACCAAUCGUAACCUAUAUCAUCUUUCUUCAGACAGCAAUGACGAUCGACCGUCAUUGCUCUCUUCACCCGUUCCUACCAAUGGUGGCCGUUCAGAAGUCGCUGGAGAUAGUUCGAUGAUAGCUGGAAAACUGUCGAAGAAAGUGCGCAAACGAUCGACUGCAUCGGUGGCUUCGGUAGACGAUGACGACAAUACUCGCAACCGGCAACAAACAAGCUGUGUUGCCGAUGACGAUGACGAUGAUGAUGAUCGAUCCGAUAGUAACAGUGAAAGUGAUAGCGAUGCACCCGCCAAAAAGGAGAAGAAGCAGAGUAAAAACAAAAAAGCGGCUGUGUUUGCCCGGGUAUUCAACAAUAAUGCCUCGGCAUCUAGUGGUGGCAAAGGUAAAGGUGGCAAAGGUAAAGGCGGUAAAGGUAAAGGGCAGGUUUACAUCGAUCACGUAGACGAUCUGCAUGUUCCUGCGAAGAAUCCGGCUCAAUUGGCACCAGCAAAUGCCAGCAAUAUGUCUCGUCAAUCUCCGAUCACUAGCCAUGUGGAUCAAAAGAGGAGUUUGUCCACGCAGCAUACUCUAAGCGUGCCUUCAUCUUCGACUGCAGGCCUUUCCGCUUGCUCUCCACGUGCCGAAGGUGCUCGACCAAGUAGCAGAGGAGGAGGAGGUUUAACGCCAGGGCAGAGAGCAGAGCCUAACCGAACGUCGCCGUUGUCAUUGUUCUCCCCUAUAAAAGGUGCCUUACAAAACAUCACGCUUAUGUGUCGAAUCGAUUUGAGUCGCCUUCUAAAAAUACCACCAACGCCGUCGUAUCCGGGAUCCGGCAGCACCAGAUCGCUAUCGGGUAAGGCAAAUGAAAGCUACAGCGCUCAACGAAGUGCCUCCGCUCGACAAAAGAGCAAAAGCCCAUACGAUCAACAACAAGGGAAGCGAAGGAGAAAUUCAGUUGGUCAGCAACAACAGCCGCCGCAACCGCCGCCGCCGCAGCAACAGCAACAGCAACAACAAAAACAUCACCACCAGCAACAACAACACCAAUACCAUCAGCAAGGGCAGGAUCAUGAUCGAAACGGUAACGGUUCAGUACACAGUUCCUCAUCUACUCCGAAGAGGCUCGAAGAUCGGUCAGAAUCCAUUUACGAUCGCAACCGUAUUACAUUAGACGGUGAAUCGGUUGUUGAAAAUGGAACCACUAUAGUGGCCGGUCCUUUGAGACAUCGCAGUAACUCCAUCAACAGUGAUUAUAGUGGGGCUGCACAGAAAGCUCGGGAGUAUCACCGUGGGAGCGAUGCUGGUGCUUUUGGGAGCAAUUCAACAUCAUCUUCUCCUUUGAUACAUCAUGCCAAUCACCGACAUUCAGGUGCCACUAUGAUUGGAGGCUAUCAGCCGCAUCACAGUCUUGCCGGGGAUCCGAAAGGAUCAGCAAUAAGAACAGGAAAAUCUCCGGUUCUUCCAGGGUACGACGAGAAACUAGCAAAGACGGAAAAACUCAGCUAUAGUGGGUUGAAAGACGAUAAGCACUCACUUAUAUACGCUGGCAGUAAAUACUCUAGUUCAGGCUAUGGUCUGAUCAAACAGGAAGGAGGACAAUCGAUCAAGCAAGAAUUCGCAGGCAAUAAUGAGUUUACAACCGACAGCACACUGCUUGGCGAGGGUAAAUUGGGUUCAGCGACGGGUGCUAAAAUGGGUGGAACCCUUACAACGAAUGGUACCGCUGAAGGCGCAGCAGCCAGUGGGCGAAUGAGAAAACGAUCCGUGAGUUCGAGCAGCAACUCUAACAAUACGUACAAAGAAAAACGUCGGAAAAAGGAUAAAGCAAACACUUCACAGACUGAUCAACUUGAACAACUUCCACCCACCAAUCAUGACCGAUUAGUGGUCGACGACUGUCAAACAACAGUCGGUGUCGCUAGCGGGACAUUGGAGCGAGCCCAUGGUGCUGGAACUGGAGCGCUGCAUCACACCAAUCAUCAUCAUUCUCAACAGGUGCCUGCUGGCGAUCCCUUUGUCUCGGCAGGUACCGGUUCACCGGAAGCUCCAGUGCAUAUCAAGAAGGUGUACGUUUCCUACUUCGAACGGAACGAUGAAGAGUUAUCCGAGGUGCGUGACCAAAACAGAUAUCUGUCGGAGGCAAAACGGCUCAAACAUGCGGCCGAUCGCGAAGGAGAUCAUUUGGCGCAAGCGAUGCUCUAUUUGGAAGCCGUGCUGUUCUUUCUGCUCACUGGUGACACAAUGGAACGAGAUCCUAUUACCGAAAAAGCGGCCUUUACGAUGUAUAAAGAUACGCUUUGUUUGAUUAAAUUCAUUUCGUCGAAAUUCCGUAGCCAACUGCAACAUCCGACAGUGCAGGGUAACAUUCACACGAAGGUGGCCAUUCUAAGUUUACGAUGUCAAUCGUUGAUUUAUCUGAAAUUGUACAAAAUGCGGCGACUAGAGAUGAAGGAAACGGGUAAAACAAUCGGAGAGUUUAACCAUAAAACCAGCACUGUGCCGGCAGAACUAGCGAAUGGAAACACACCAUCACCUCUUUCUCCGACAUCAGUUGGAUCGCAGAGCUCUGGGUACAGUUCGGGGCAGAAUAAUCAGGUCGGAUCAAUCCCACCGAUUAAUUCAUCACCAGCUCAAUGCAUCCUUAUGCCCAUCAAUGUACAUACCGCAUACCAAAAACAAACGACACUCUUUACGAACCUUUCCACCUGUUUUGAUCUUUGGGAACAAGCGGAUAGUUUGGUAAUACGAGGGAACCAUAACGAAUUUUUCAUCGACCUGGACCACGAGAAUGGACCGAUGACUCUGCACAGUUCACUGUACAAUGUCGUUAAGUAUGUGCAAGCUGGUAUUCAGAAAUUGCGGCGUAUGUAACAUUGGGCCCUACUGGUGGAACCGAUGCAGAAACAGUUAGCCUUCUUCUAGUAUCCACUUUGUGACAAUAAGCAGAAGCAAUGCGGAGCAAUCGAAUUGUCGGAUGGAUGUGCAUAUAUUCCGUCGCAGUGAUUCGAAAAUGCAAUAAAAAAGUCAUGGACCAUUUUGGACAUCGAUGUAUUCGCAUCGUGAAAUCAAUCAAUCUACCAAGUGAACGCAUGGGAACACAACGGGAAGAAUGGAGUCAAACCCGUAUAUCGUGACCAACCAACUGUUAUCAUGAAAUUGAUAUAUCAUAAUGCACUACAGUGAUACACCACCAAACGUGAACUACAAGAUAUUAGGCUGACGUAACAUAAAGCCUAAACCAACUACCAAAGGUGUAUUGGGAAAGCUGUUCGAUGUGGUUUUUGCUAAGCUCAAAAGUUAAAUGCAAUAGUUUCAGUAACUUAUACUUGUUUGCAAAGAACCAACGACAAUACUUUUUUUGGAUAUUACCUACGCUCGGCGUGGUUUAAGACUUCCCUGUUGUUGCAAAUUCAUUUCUUCUUUAAUGGAUCAGAGACUGCUUGCAUGGUUUAUGUAUUUUUUUAAUACAGAAGUACAGUUUCAUUGUGAUCUGCUCAAGCUAUUGUGCUUUAAUCCACGUAGAAGUGCUUUGAAACGUUCACUAAUUAAUCGGUGCAAUGUUUGUUGGUUCCUAGUAGAGUGGGCGGUGCACUUUGCAUUUCUGGCUCAACGAAUGCAUAAAACGACGAGCCCACCGUUGCCCUAGAAGAAACAAUUUCUUCCCUAAUCCGUUAGCCAAUGAUUUGUGUUAGAAAGAAACACAUGUUUAGCGUGCAUCCAAGGUGUAAAGACUAGAUAAGAGUGAAUCGCUAGCAAUGAGCGUGUUUUUUUACAAAUGAAUCUACGAAUGGCUCAUUGCCAAUUCUUUUUCCAACGGAAUGAAAGUGACAGCUGGAAGAUAGUGUGCUAAGCGAAGUGGAAGGCUUUUUAUACAUUGUUAAUAGAUAUUUCUUAUUUAAGUUACAUUGCUUAUAUUGCUCAUCACUACUAGGAAUUAUGCAAACGGAAAAUGGAAAACCCUAAGACUUAACUAGAACGAAAAAUCGCAAGAAUGCACAAGAAAUCAAAUUGGCCGUGCAUACCAAUAAUUCGGUAUUCAAGAGAAUUUGAAAAGUCAGUAGGAUUGGAAAACAUAACAUAUAACAUACGCCACAACGUAAAACAUUAGUUUAAUUUAAUGAGAUAAUAUUGAGAUAAUCUUUUAAGUAUGGCCACCCCAGCAGCAACGGCGAAGGUAGUGGUAAUGGUGACAGCAAAUCAGGCAUCGAUGGUUCACAUCAAAGAUUAAAUAGUUGAAUUUUAGUCAAAUGAGGAUAGACAAGAUACAAGAGAGACAAGUGAAAUAGCUGUUUGAUUCGCGCAUCUUAACAAGCAAGAGAGCAUGCAAUUAAGGAGUGCUGUUAAUAGAUAUUUUUGCUUUUUUUAUUAUGCUUCAUGGAGCUUUAAUAUUAUCACAUCCAACUAAGAAUGUGUUGAGCGAGCGAGUUUCAUCUCCCAAGUACUGACGAUUUGUAAUACGUUACUCCAAUCAUCUUAUUAGAUUAGCCAGCGCCUGUUGAUUCAGAUUAUACGGUUUCAUUAUUCUCCUCCUCCUCCUUGUUUACUAUUUCUAUACCAUCCGAUUGGUGAUGAUUUCCUUUCCUUUUUUUUGGUGUCUUAUACAACCGGGUGAUUCCUGGUAAACUCAUGCAGAUAGGGAUUCUAUACUCAGCAGCGAUAGAGCAUGAAUUUCCGUGCCGUUUGUCUCAUAGUUCCACAUCAAGCCAUGAAAUUCGAUACGUAAACAUAUUAAGGCUAUGAAUCAAAUGACGUCGACUCGUAAUAUAAGAAAUUCUACCUUAAUUGAAAGAACGAUGAAACUAUUGGUUCAAUAAGUAGGGCCGUUUCUGCGCGUUUGUGUUUUUUUAUUGUUUUUUUAUUCCUGUAAUGUUUUCCUUGUGCAGACAUGUCAUUAGGUGGAUUACGAAGUUACAUUUUUGGGAAUCAUCUUUCUUUGGCUUCCAAUGUGUUGUUUUCGAUUGUACCUUAUUGAGUUAAUCUUUGCCUGUCGAUCCCGAUUAUAACUAUCACAUUUAGUGAUCUUAAAACACACAACGAUUAAUUUUCAACGAUAAUGGGGUAAUUUAUCAAACCCUACCCGAAACAUAUGGGUACGAACCAAAGGUUUCAUAUGGUUCUGCUUACAAUUAUCCGCUUAUUCGCGUUUCAAUAUGGUUCUGCUUACAAUUCCGCUCAGAAAUUGUCAAACUGGUUUGAUCGAAAGAAUAUAGGAUUGGUUUGACUCGUAGGUUUGACGCAAAGCAAAUGUUUUUUUUUCAUUGAUGAGCAAACCUAGAAUGGAUUUUCGUUUUGUCAUGGUUAGGUCUCUGGCCCUUUACUUCUGUGCAACAAUGAUAUAAACCAUGCUUUAAUAGAAAGUUAAUCGAUUGGGAAUGGAAUGGUGGUUCAAAUGAACAUUUCUGUCUAUUAGUGUUUAGAAUGGAAAACAUAGGGAAGUAACAUCGACAAAAGCAAGUGGAAUCUAAUUCAAUCACAUAAUCGGAAUAUUGUUCAUAGAACGAAGAGGGGUUUGAAUGCCAACAUCUCAUGCGAUGCAAACAAGGAAAACCAAAACGGAAUAUUCAUUCACAAAGUGCAACUCCAAAAGUAAACACAACACAUGUUGAUAGUGUAAGUGUGAUGACCGCAACUAAAGGAGAACAGUAAAUCCAACAUAAUACAAUUGGUAAACCAGCACUGUACUGAGAAAACACUACGCAAAAUGUAAGGCUACAGCAAGGAUCAGCUAACCCUUCGAGUGCAAGAGAAUAGCAAUGAUAUUUUUUUUAAAUAAAAAAGACGUGCAGUUCUUUUCCUAAUAAGGAUGGCAGGGAAUUGGAUGGUAUAUUAAAGACAACCAACAUACCCUAACAAUAGUUGCAACAAGAAGCCAAGCCUACGCCAGAAAUGAAACAAAUUAAAAUUUAAAACAACAUAUAGCGUUUUAAGAGUAGUAAAACAACAAGUUAUUUAACAAUGAAAAAUCGGUUCGAUAUGAUUACCGAAGAGGAUCAAAACUAAAAAAAAAUUAACUCAACAAUGAAGCACUGGAACUAAUGAAACUUAAGAUAAAUGGUAUUGGAGAGAUAUUAGGAAACAAUCAUGCGAGCAUAUAAUAGAUGUAUUGUAUGUAAGGCAAGGCAACACAUAAACCCGAAGUGACAAAACCCACAAUUAGAUGUAGAAUCAAAAGAAAAAAUGAAAAUGGAGCAGAAAUUACCAAAAACUGAUACAGCAUAGAACUGAGGACUGAACGAUAAACGAUGUUACAGAACGGUAGGCAUCGGCACCACAGCAUUUCAACACAGUUGCUCUACUUAAACAAUGUGAAAGGAGAAUUAAUUGUAAAACUGCAUACUGAAAGCGAGCGAAACAAUAGUAGAAAACGGGCAGAUUAAUACAGACAAUUUAAAUCCUAAGCAAAAUAAGACAUGUACCAUUAGAGGGAGGGCAGACGAAUGUGAAACUAUAACAACAAAUGCAUUACUAUUAGUUCGAAACAAGAACAUCAGCAAAUAACAGCAACUAUACGCGAGACAAGACAGUUUAUUUAUGGUGAAGGUGUUUGAUAAUGAAUCAGCAUUAGGGAAAUGACAAUGUGUUUGUGAAAAAUUAUGGUGGGGCGCGUUGCUCUACGCGAUGCUAGAUGCCGACUGUGCUCCGGAUACAAAGAAAGCAAACAAAAGUAAAACAUGAAAAAGAAUGAAUGUAAAUAAAUGCUAUAUAUGUAUAUAUAUAUAUAUAUAUAUACAUGCAUAUAUAUAUAUAUACAAUAUUAAUAUAUACCAUUAAUACUGCUAUGAUUAUUAAAAAAAAACAAUGAUUAUUAUUAUAAAAACAAAAACGGAAGUUAUGUAGAAAUUUUAGAAUAAAAAUCCGAGAAAAUCAUGAUUUCCAGGGUAAUGCUGUGUCCCUUUCAGAAGGGCAAUGAAAACAUAUUGUAAUAUCGUUUUAUUUUUACACUUUCGAAACAUUUAUUCUUCAUUGAGAACGAUGGAUUAAACCGUUUUUCACAAUCAGCCAGUAAAAUAUCCGUCAGGAGGUGUUAGUUUUUCGUUGCAACCAGAACUCUUAGUGGCAGGUGUCUUGUCGUCGUAACUUUGAAAAAGGAAGAAUAAUUUUUAACAACAUAUCGCAGAAAUGAACAAACAUUUUGUGAUGCAAUUGCUAACUUUUUUUUAUUUAUCGCUCGGCGAUUGAAAUUAUCAUUCAAUCGUUAGCUGAUUCUUUCAUUUACACACCGGAGUUCUGACGAAUCCAGUCACGAACGGAGGCCACACGAGCGUAGACACCUGGAUAGCCAGUCUUGGCACAACCGUAUCCCCACGAGACAACACCAACUAGCGGUUGGAGAAGAGCGGUCCCCCCCUUUUUAAAUCCAGCGCACCACCACCACACCAAAGUAUGCAAAUGACAUCGCGCACGCUUUACAGGAGACGAUGGAAACGUACAACAUCAUAAGCCCGCUCUGCUUACCGCUCGAUCAGUGCGCACCAUACGCGGUAAAUUUGGAUCCACCAGCAAUCGUAAGUGAUCGUCACAAGCGUCAAUCGCUCUCCCUUGGUUGUGAUCGAGCUGCUGGCGAGCAUUUGCUGGCGAUGAUGGAACCGCCACAAUUGUGCGAUCCACGAUACUGAAGCGAUACCUGAUACGGAGUCUCGGAAAUGUCGAUCGCGAAUCCGCCGACGAUGCGGUUUCCGCCCGCCACAAACCGAGAUCCCUGGGGCAGUCGGGGCAGUGGUCGCACGAUGCGAUUCCAUGGAUCCACUCGAGCUGGAGCUGUGCGUGACUCAACGCACACCAGAGCAG
Messenger RNA from Anopheles darlingi, 13084 nucleotides. RefSeq names its product AF4/FMR2 family member lilli (gene lilli). The transcript is spliced from 17 exons. Lineage: Eukaryota; Metazoa; Arthropoda; Insecta; Diptera; Culicidae. Gene Ontology annotation, biological process: regulation of gene expression. Bases 2141 to 8167 code for a protein of 2008 amino acids. Gene Ontology annotation, cellular component: super elongation complex; nucleus. The record is from RefSeq and is a predicted model, not a curated record.